Lutzomyia longipalpis is the source of this 1937-nucleotide messenger RNA. It is a transcript of the gene SCOT, whose product is annotated as succinyl-CoA:3-ketoacid-coenzyme A transferase, mitochondrial. The transcript has 5 exons. Gene Ontology annotation, biological process: ketone body catabolic process. Gene Ontology annotation, cellular component: mitochondrion. NCBI's taxonomy places the organism in Eukaryota, Metazoa, Arthropoda, Insecta, Diptera, Psychodidae. Gene Ontology annotation, molecular function: succinyl-CoA:3-oxo-acid CoA-transferase activity. The coding region runs from base 216 to 1772 and encodes 518 amino acids. The record is from RefSeq and is a predicted model, not a curated record.
AAAACAACGUAAUCCCCAUAAAUCAGCUGUUACACGAGGGAUUUCCGAACUUCCAACGAUGUCGUACGAAGUUCUCUGUCAAAAGUCGCACACACCACAGCAGCAGUUUUUCCUUUCACAGCUACGGGCUAGCUCGUGUUUUCCUCAAUUUCCCUCGUAAUUCCCACGCACCAGCUGCACAAAUCUUCACGAAAUUGUUUCAUUGGCACGCAAAAAUGGUCCUCAGUGUAGUUUCUCGGCAUGUCGCGACGAAUUACCGUUACAUGAGGUACUCCUUCCCAGUGUCGCGGAUCCUCAUCGCGCACUACUCCACACAGCCGAGGAAGACUGGAAAGGUGUACGAGACUGCUGCGGAUGCUGUGGCGGACAUCCAAGAUGGGGCAAAGCUGCUCGUGGGUGGCUUUGGGCUCUGUGGCAUUCCGGAGAAUCUCAUUGCUGCCCUCAUUAAGCAUCAGGCCACCAACUACACCGUCGUAUCCAACAAUGCCGGAGUGGACAACUUCGGGCUAGGAUUGUUGCUGCAGAAGCGCAAGAUUAAGCGGAUGAUUGCAUCGUAUGUGGGAGAAAAUGGGGAAUUUGAGAAGCAAUACCUUGCAGGAGAUUUGGAAGUUGAGCUCACACCUCAGGGAACCCUGGCAGAGAGAAUCCGUGCUGGUGGCGCUGGAAUUCCUGCUUUCUUCACACCCACCGCCUAUGGGACGCUGAUCCACGAAGGUGGCUCCCCGAUAAAGUAUACGAAGGAUAAGAAAGUGGAGAUUGCUAGUCAACCGCGGUACUCCCAAACAUUCAAUGGGAAGCCCUACAUUAUGGAGGAGGCCAUCACGGGGGACUUUGCACUCAUUAAAGGCUACAAAGCUGAUGAGAUGGGGAAUCUCAUCUUCAACAAGUCAGCGAGGAAUUUUAAUGCUCCCAUGUGCAAGGCAGCCAAGAUUACGAUUGCUGAAGUGGAAGAAAUUGUGCCUGUUGGAUCACUGACACCGGAAAAUAUCCAUAUUCCCGGCAUUUUUGUGCAUCGCAUCAUCAAGGGGCCAUCAUUUGAGAAGAGGAUUGAGAAACUCAAAGUCAGAUCAGAGAAAGCGUCAUCCCUUGCGUCGACGCCAGCAGCGAAGAAUCGUGAGAGAAUUGCCCGGAGAGUAGCUCUGGAAUUCCGUGAUGGCAUGAAUGUGAAUUUGGGCAUUGGAAUUCCCGUACUCUCCUCCAAUUUCAUCCCAAAGGGUGUCAAUGUGAUGCUCCAGUCUGAGAAUGGAAUUCUUGGACUUGGUCCAUUCCCAACGAAGGAUGAAGUCGAUCCGGAUCUCAUUAAUGCCGGCAAGGAGACUGUUACAGUUGUCCCAGGAGCUUCGUAUUUCGGAUCAGAUGAUAGUUUUGCCAUGAUUCGUGGUGGUCACAUUGAUAUCACCGUUUUGGGUGCCAUGGAAGUUUCGCAGUACGGUGAUCUGGCUAAUUGGAUGAUCCCCGGGAAGUUGGUAAAGGGCAUGGGUGGUGCAAUGGAUCUUGUUGCUGCUCCCGGAACAAAGACAAUUAUCACGAUGGAGCAUACAGCCAAGGAUGGAUCCCAUAAAAUUCUUUGCAAGUGCAAUCUUCCACUAACAGGCAAGAACUGCGUUGAUUUGAUCAUUACGGAAAAAUGUGUGUUCACGGUGGACUCAGAAAGGGGUCUGACGCUGAUUGAAUUGGCCGAAGGUAUAACCAUUGAGGAUAUUAUCGCAUCCACGGGUGCUGAAUUCCAAGUUGCUGACAAUUUGCAGAAAAUGGGACAAGUUGAAGUGUAAAGUUUUAAAGAAAUCUCUGUUCUCACGUGGAGAUCCAAGAUAUCCAGUGACCGGGAGUGCAGAGUGUAUAUAUUUUUGCAUUUCUCCCCUUGCCCACUCCAAAAAUUUACAUUUGUACCGUUUUUUGACUCAAUGAAUGUUAAUAAAACACUCAAAUUUUGCAAA